ACACAAGGAGGAGGUAAUUAAGGUAAUUAAGCUGGAGCUUGUUGGUUAGCUCUUCAACGUGCGGCAGAGCGAAAACAGAAACAGAAAAUGGCUGAUGGUGAAAAGCUCGACGUAGACAGCAUUAUUGAACGUCUUUUAGAAGUCCGAGGAGCAAAGCCUGGCACGAAUGUGCAACUGCAGGAGAACGAGAUCAAUGGACUGUGCCUGAAGUCCAGGAAGAUCUUUCUCAGUCAACCCAAUCUGUUGGAGCUGGGGGUCCCCCUCAAAAUUUGUGGUGACAUCCAUGGGCAAUACAAUGACCUCCUGAAGCUUUUUGAUUUUGGGGGCUUCCCUCCAGAUAGCAACUACCUGUUCCUGGGUGACUAUGUGGACAGGGGCAAGCACUCUCUUGAAACAAUCUGUCUUCUUCUGGCCUACAAAAUCCAAUACCCGGAGAACUUCUUCCUGCUGAGGGGAAACCACGAAUGUGCUUCAGUCAACAGAGUAUAUGGCUUCUACGAUGAGUGUAAACGAAGGUACAACAUCAAGCUCUGGAAGACCUUCACUGAUUGUUUUAACAGCCUCCCUAUUGCUGCGAUUGUGGAGGAUAAGAUCUUUUGCUGCCAUGGAGGACUGUCACCCGACCUUCAGUCCAUGGCGCAGAUCAUUCGCAUCACGCGUCCCACUGACGUGCCUGACCAGGGCCUGCUGUGCGACUUGCUGUGGUCCGACCCACAGAAGGACGUUUCGGGCUGGGGGGAGAAUGACAGGGGCGUCUCCUUUACCUUCGGCUCUGACGUGGUAGCCAAGUUCCUGGAAAAGCACGACAUGGAUCUGAUCUGCCGAGCCCACCAGGUUGUUGAGGAUGGCUACGAAUUCUUCGCAAACCAGAAACUCGUCACAUUGUUCUCUGUGCCGAAUUAUUGCGGGGAUUAUGACAGCGCUGCUGCCAUGAUGAGAGUUGAUGAGAAUCUCACGUGCUCCUUUCAGAUUUUAAAACCAGUUGAGAUGAAAAAGCUCACCGGCAUCCGUCCUGUGACUCCCCGCCGCAACGUGGUCACCAAGCAAGCCGAGAACUGAGGGGCCACACUGCUGGGGGGACCAAAUGGUCAGAGGUUCUUCCUGGUCUGCUUUCAUGUUCUGCAGUCAAAGGAUUGGUUAUUUUUCAUGCUGCCAAUACCACAAAGAUAUCCACUCCUACCUGAUGAAAGCAAAGAUAUUUUAUUGUUUUCCUGUCCACAGGGGUAAAUUGAUGUCACCACGGAAAAACCUCAGGUAUUUUGCAUUCCAUUUUGCAGCUAGUCUUUGCCACAUAUGACUGUUCUAUCAGAAAAAUGUAAUAAUAUGGCUACUUAUGCACAGGAAUGCCUUGUUUGAAGCUGUACACACUUUGUUUUUUUUUCCAAAGUUUAUUUUAUGUCUUUCCUUUGUCAUUUCAUUCACCUGUAAUUGUUAAUGGCUUAUAAAAUGUUUGAGGAAAGUCAGACACAAGUUUAUGUCUGUAAUCUUUUAGGAUGGAAAUUGAAUGUUUGUUUCUAAUGCUUUUAUUCCUCUUGAACCCAAUAAACACAAAAUACAAAGAGAA
This is a messenger RNA of Xiphophorus couchianus (Monterrey platyfish), 1564 nucleotides long. Its product is annotated as serine/threonine-protein phosphatase PP1-gamma catalytic subunit B-like. Lineage: Eukaryota; Metazoa; Chordata; Actinopteri; Cyprinodontiformes; Poeciliidae. The transcript has 8 exons. The record is from RefSeq and is a predicted model, not a curated record. Gene Ontology annotation, cellular component: nucleus; cytoplasm. Bases 88 to 1059 code for a protein of 323 amino acids. Gene Ontology annotation, molecular function: protein serine/threonine phosphatase activity.